CUUGGGAAUUCGGUAAACCAGCUUCAAGUUUCCUUCGUUUCACCUACUUUUGUUGAUAUUAUUCCAGCGAAUUGUGGUGACACAGGUGAAGGGAAGAAAAGGCGUGCCUGUAAGAACUGUACAUGUGGGCUAGCAGAACAGGAAGAGGCCGAGAAAAUGUCACAACCUCGGAGCAAAGGCUGCGGCAAAUGUGCGUUAGGUGAUGCGUUCCGAUGUUCAACAUGCCCCUACCUGGGAAUGCCACCGUUCAAGCCUGGAGAAAAGAUCAAACUGGAUACAGUGGAUGAUUUUUGA
Molecule: messenger RNA, 294 nt
Organism: Haemonchus placei
Lineage: Eukaryota; Metazoa; Nematoda; Chromadorea; Rhabditida; Trichostrongylidae
Source: the annotation of a GenBank genome assembly